This is a messenger RNA of Pseudozyma flocculosa PF-1, 1110 nucleotides long. RefSeq lists its product as uncharacterized. Bases 1 to 1110 code for a protein of 369 amino acids. The record is from RefSeq and is a predicted model, not a curated record. NCBI's taxonomy places the organism in Eukaryota, Fungi, Basidiomycota, Ustilaginomycetes, Ustilaginales, Ustilaginaceae. The transcript has 2 exons.
AUGCCUCAAGAAGCAGACCAGGCCGCAGCCGCCGCCCUCGCCGCGUCGUCCAUCGACCCGACCCGGACCGAGGACACCAGCGACCAUCAAAACGACGACGAAGACGAAGACGACGAAGACUUUGCUCCGCCAACGCGCACCACAGGCCCACAACGAGACGGUGAGGCGUCCGAUGACGGCGGGCAUGGCGACGAUGACGACUCAGAUGACGAGCAAAGCGAUGCUGCGGCAGCAACGGGCAGGACUCCUCCGUCAAAGAGAAAGGCGGCUGGGGCGGACCCCGACCAGGACAUCGACGACGAAGAGGUGGAAGCGGCCAGGCGAGAGCGCGAGGAAAUGAUCAGAGAGGCGGGCGGAGAGGUCCGGCUGGGCAAGCGGAGGAGGACCAGAGCCGCAGCGGAUAGCGACGGCAACAAUGAGAGCUCGGCGCAGGGCGAUUCGGAAUCCAAGGCCAGAGCGCAGGCAGAGGCGGAAAGGGCGUGGCAGGACAUCAAGGCGGCACCAACGUCGGACUCGCCAUCAGCCGUCGCGGCGGCCAACGAAGCAGCGACGGGCGAUCCGGAGCUCGUCUCGGUGGUGCAGACUUACGAGUUUGCGGGCGAGACGACCACGACGACCAAGCUGCUCCCGCGCUCGCAUCCAGACGCCAUUGCCUACCUCUCGUCGCUCCCCUCGUCGUCUGCUGCCCCUUGCCCCUCGACAUCGGCAGCGCCAGCGCCAGCGCCAGCAGCAGCAGAAGCAGCAGCACCACACCUCUCCUCCGAGGCCGCCGCCGCCGCCACCGCCGCCGCGGGCACCAGUGCGCCAAAGCCAGCGCCGAGACCGGGUCCACGUCGUAAGAAGGGUGGCUCCUCGCUCGCCUCGCUCUCGGCGGCGGCGACGGCCAAGCCGACCAAGCUCAACACGCUGGAAAAGUCAAAGAUGGACUGGGACCGCUUCAAGUCGGACCCUGCCAUGGGCAUCACCGAGGCCGAGAGGGACGAGAUCGAGGCCCAGACAAAGGGCGGGGGCAGCGGGCUGGGCAGCAUCAAGGGUUACCUCGAGCGAAGGGAUUUCCUCGAAAGGGUCGACCGCAGGCUCCAGGACGGCAGCGACGGAUCCCGGCGGUGA